AUGCAAUUCGAUGAAUCAAACGAACUGAGAAGCGAUAUGAUGGAAAUUGAGCCAAUGCGACAUCGAUUUCCGUGUUGUGUUGUAUGGACACCAAUACCGGUACUUACAUGGUUGUUCCCAUUUGUUGGUCAUAUGGGCAUAGCAACAAGCCGAGGUAUUAUCCGUGAUUUUGCUGGAAGUUAUUGUGUUUCUGAAGAUAAUAUGGCGUUUGGUUGGCCUACAUGGUAUCAUCAAAUAGAUCCAAAUACGAUUGAUGGUGGAGUGGAAGCCUGGGAUCGUGCUGUGUUAGAUGCGUCGGAAGAAUAUAAAGGGCAUGUACAUACUUUAUUCUUCGAUAAUUGUUACUGCCAUGUUGCGUUGGCAUUGAAUAAGAUGAAAUUUGGUCACAAACGAGAUUAUAAUUGCUUCCGAUUGGUCAAUAUGUUGAUGUUCAAAGGUCGAUAUGUUGGGAUUGGUGGUUUCAUCAAACAGUGGCUUCCGUUCACAAUGAUUAUUUUGUUUAUACUUAUUAUUAGUAUUGUUACAAAAGGUGAAUAA
This is a messenger RNA of Brugia malayi, 537 nucleotides long. RefSeq names its product D4Ertd196e protein, putative. The record is from RefSeq and is a predicted model, not a curated record. The transcript has 5 exons. The coding region runs from base 1 to 537 and encodes 178 amino acids. Lineage: Eukaryota; Metazoa; Nematoda; Chromadorea; Rhabditida; Onchocercidae.